UCAGCAGAGUAACGCCCCCUCACUCUUAUACAAGACUUUUAUGAAACAUAUUCAGAGUAUAAACUGAGACACGGCUCCAGCAGCAGAGAAACCACAAACACUUCCAGCUUUUCCAGGAUCUUUAUUUAUUUUGUGGAAAUGCGUUUACACAGGUCAGAACAUUUGUUGGGGGCUGCUCUGUUUGUUCUGCUGGCUGUCCAUCAACAAUGUGUCUCAGCCGACCCUAACAUGUUGGCCCCACCAGAGGUCACGAUGCAAAACGGCACCAUGUAUGCAGCCUGCAAACUAAGACCCAUCAACUCACUGCCGGACGGCGUGCCCAGAGUGUACGGCCAUGUGCUGUUCAAACAGGAUCACCCGGACGGAAAACUCAAUGUCAUCUUCCGGCUCAAAGGUUUCCCCACGGAUGUCACUCCAGAGCCGCAAAGAGCCGUGCACAUCCACCAGUACGGUGACCUGGGCCAGGAAUGUAAAGCCUCCGGUGGCCACUACAAUCCGAGAGAUGAGCAUCAUCCAAACCACCCGGGGGACUUUGGGAACUUUCAACCCCAGGGGGGGAAAAUCCACAUGUUAAUGGAAUUGGAGGCUACGCUGUUCGGAGGGCUGUCCGUGAUCGGAAGAGCCGUGGUGGUGCACGAAAAGAUGGAUGACUUGGGCCUCGGUGGAGACGAGGGCAGCCUGCUGAAUGGAAACGCAGGUCGGAGGAUUGGCUGUUGUGUUAUUGGGAUUUACCCAGCCACUCUGUGGAAUAUGUAUCACGAGCAGCUUCAAAACAGUCUGCUGAGGGGGAAUUAGUGCCGCAGUCACGGUACAUACUGUAAAUCAUUUCACAGAUGUUGCCUUUGUGUUGUUUUCUGUGUCUGAUUAUCAAAUGUACUGAAAACGAAAAUAUUCUUAUGUCAAUGCCAUACAAUUUUGGUUGGAACAACAUUUUGGAUGGAUUGAAAAUAAAUCAGAUACAGAAAUUCA
Molecule: messenger RNA, 969 nt
Organism: Platichthys flesus (European flounder)
Lineage: Eukaryota; Metazoa; Chordata; Actinopteri; Pleuronectiformes; Pleuronectidae
Product: extracellular superoxide dismutase [Cu-Zn]-like
Exons: 2
Coding region: 139-795 (218 amino acids)
Biological process (GO): removal of superoxide radicals
Molecular function (GO): superoxide dismutase activity; copper ion binding
Source: RefSeq, a predicted model, not a curated record